UGGGGGUUUUUGCCAACAUCCGGUUCUCCUGCGACAGCGGUGUGUCUCUUCCGUUGUCGUCUUGUUUACAUUUCACAGCGUCCAGCUUCAGUUUGGUGAAGAUGACGCAGCAGAAAGCCAACAAUAUCAGCUCUAUUCCCAUCGACGCUUUCAGCAAUUUAAGAAUCACGUCGAUAUGGACGUUUCUCAUGUCUGUGCAGUGGUCGGAGCCGUGGCUCAUCGGGCUGUUGGUGUUUCAUGUUGUGUGUUUGUGUCUGACUGUGGUGACCUGCAGGUACUACAGAGCUCAGAUCUGUCACUUCCUGCUCAUGGUUGGCCUGGUGUAUAGUGCUGAAUAUCUAAAUGAGCUGGCAGCCAUGAACUGGAAGUCCUUCUCUGAUUUCCAGUACUUUGAUUCCAAGGGCAUGUUCAUAUCUUUGGUCUACUCUAUUCCUCUUCUGCUGAAUACAGUCAUCAUCGUGAUGGUGUGGGUGUACAGGACCUUUUCCACGAUGACUGAGCUUAAGACACUUCAGCUCAAGCGAAAGGCACGCAGGGAGAAGAGAGAGAAGAAUGACUGAUCCCUCUCUUUAUGUCCAAAAAUGGACUUUGUUUGGAGGAAUUAAGAAUCAGUGUCUCUGCUUUGCUAAACCUGAAUUUUGGAAGGAGGAAGGAAGACAGAUUCCUUCUUGUGAAGGAUUGUACAUUGAUGGAGGACUGGGUGUCUGUUUCUGGCAAUGGCUGCUGUAAGAUGAUGCUGAAUAUACUGUACACUAUGAGAUUUACAAGGACCAAAGGACGUUUACUGUUUUAUAUGUAAUGUUGUUUUAAAGGGUGUUAAAAUGCACAGAUAAAGGAAGUUUUUGAACAACUUUUCAGUGACUCUUUAAUUUAAGACAUGGGAAUGGUGCAGUAGAUUUUAAAAGGGAUGAAUAUAAAGCAUGGAGUGGAAAAGCAACGACUUUGUUUUUUGUGUCAUCCUUAUUUGUGGAAAGGCUGUGGUGGGUUAAGCAUAAGUCUAUGGCUGAUCAUCAAUCCAUUGACUAAGUUCUGAUCUUGAGAUCUUUCAAAAGUUUUUAGCUCAGGAAGGGAGAGUAAGGAGUAAGGAUUUCUUAAAAAGUUGUCACAUUGUGUUAAAUAAAAAGAAAAUGUGAUGAUAUGCAUUGAACAUUAAAACCCCAUAUUUAUCUGAA
Larimichthys crocea (large yellow croaker) is the source of this 1172-nucleotide messenger RNA. It is a transcript of the gene tmem18, whose product is annotated as transmembrane protein 18. NCBI's taxonomy places the organism in Eukaryota, Metazoa, Chordata, Actinopteri, Sciaenidae. The transcript has 5 exons. The coding region runs from base 102 to 560 and encodes 152 amino acids. Gene Ontology annotation, cellular component: nuclear membrane. The record is from RefSeq and is a predicted model, not a curated record.